AUGCGUGUUCUAUCCCGAUUUCUACUCAUCUCAACCCUUAUUCUGGCCCUCAGCGUAGCUUUCAAAAUCCGGUCCCGCAUUUCCCUCCUCUUCCCCUUCUCAUCCUUUUCCUCUUACACCAACAUGUCUACUACCCCUUACCAGAACGAGCGCUACAUCGCCGAGCUCGCUGUUCAGCGGGCAAGCGUCCUCACCCAGAAGGUUUUCUUCGAAAAGGCCAAGGGCACCGUCUCCAAGGACGACAAGUCUCCCGUCACCAUUGGAGACUUUGGCGCACAGGCUUUGAUCAUCCAGGCCAUCCGCAAGAACUUCCCCAAUGAUGAGAUCGUCGCUGAGGAGGAGGCUAGCUCCCUGCGCGAGGACAAGGCCCUCAGCGCUGAGAUCUGGCGCUUGGUCAAGGACAUCAAGCUGGACGAUGCGGAGAGUGAUAAAUUGCUGGGUGGAUCCAUUGAGAGCGAGGCCAGUAUGUUGGACAUCAUUGACGAGGGCAAAAGUGCCGGUGGUCCUUCCGGCCGUAUCUGGGCUCUCGAUCCUAUCGAUGGUACCAAGGGCUUCCUGCGCGGAGGCCAGUACGCUGUCUGCCUUGGUCUGAUCGUUGAUGGCGACGUCAAAGUUGGUGCUAUCGGUACUCCUAACCUCCCGGUCGAUGCUGCUGCCUCCAUUGAUGCUAGCACCAGCGCCGAGAAGAUCGGAACUUCAGCAAAUGGUGUCCUAUUCUCCGCCAUUCUAGGUCAAGGAGCCACCAGCCGCCCGUUGGCCAGCGGCAGCCUAGCUCCCAGCUCCCCUAUUUCCAUGCGCCCCGUCACCAAAAUCGCCGAGGCUGUAUUCUGUGAGGGUGUCGAGGCUGGUCACUCGGCCCAAGGCGACAACGCCGCUGUUGCUGGGCGUCUUGGCAUUACUGCCCCCAGUGUCCGACUAGACUCGCAGGCCAAGUACUGCUCCAUCGCUCGUGGUGCCGGUGACAUCUACCUCCGUCUUCCAGUUAAGAAGGACUACCAGGAGAAGAUUUGGGACCACGCUGCCGGCGACAUUAUAGUGCGCGAGGCUGGUGGGCAAGUGACUGAUAUUUACGGUGCCCGGUUGGACUUCAGUAAGGGCAGGACCCUGGCUGCCAACAAGGGUGUUGUUGCAGCCCCUAAAGCCCAGCACGACCAGGUUAUUGAGGCUGUCAAGGCUGUGCUGAAGCUGUAA
Molecule: messenger RNA, 1191 nt
Organism: Penicillium taxi
Lineage: Eukaryota; Fungi; Ascomycota; Eurotiomycetes; Eurotiales; Aspergillaceae
Product: 3'(2'),5'-bisphosphate nucleotidase
Exons: 1
Coding region: 1-1191 (396 amino acids)
Biological process (GO): sulfate assimilation; phosphatidylinositol phosphate biosynthetic process
Molecular function (GO): 3'(2'),5'-bisphosphate nucleotidase activity
Source: RefSeq, a predicted model, not a curated record